AUGACAAAACCAGAAUAUUCCAUAUACCCAUGGGACAAGACAUACGAUUGGUGCUCAAGCUGUGGAAAGACAUAUGACGACCAUCAAUUUAUUUCAUUUUCCUUGCGUGAAAAGAAAUUUAAGAUUCAUGGUUAUUACAUAAGAGUCGGUUGCUGCAAUGAAGGAUGCUGUUGCGAAGAUAACUAUUACUCAUGCAUUGAUUGCUGCUUAUAUUCAUGGGCCCUUCAGAUUUCUAAUGAUAAUCAAACAUGGCAAAACCUUCAUAUCGUCGAAAAGGAGCAAAACAUGAGAAAAUGCAAAGAUAGAUCAUAUGACUUCGACAAGGAAUACAUUACGAAAUAUAUCAGAUUUGAACAAACUCAGCCAUGCCCUGGAUAUCCUUCUUGCCUUUCAAUUAAUAGAAUUGAAUUUUAUGGCGAAGUCGUUAGUGAAGAUUCAACCAACGAAGACGUAUUCAGUCAAAAUGAGGAAGAUGAUGUAAGUAUCAUAGGUCAUUUCUCAAAGAGCUAA
Molecule: messenger RNA, 510 nt
Organism: Trichomonas vaginalis G3
Lineage: Eukaryota; Parabasalia; Trichomonadida; Trichomonadidae
Product: galactose-binding domain-like family
Exons: 1
Coding region: 1-510 (169 amino acids)
Source: RefSeq, a predicted model, not a curated record